AUGCGCGUCUUUUUGGUUGUUUGUCUGUCUCUGGCAGUCGCCCUUGCGGCUGACCCACCAAGGCCUGUAUUCAGUACCUUCGCUCCGUUUACGUUUGCACCAACGACUCGGCGGUACUCUUUCUUCAGCACGACCCCUAGACCUGUAUACAACCCUUACAACCCCACGAGGUACUACCCUAACUUCAACCAGAAAUACAGCGGUGACAGUGCCGGUCGUUACGACUCCGGUCAGUACGACAACUCUGGCAGAUACGUUCCUGACGACUCUGGCAAAUACAACGGUGACCGAGGUGACCGCGGUGGUGCUGGAGGUUUCUACUCUGGCUCCGGAUCGGCCGGUGGUCCCGGUGGUGCUUACUCCGGAUCUGGAUCUGCUGGCGGUCCUGGUGGUCCAGGUGGUGCCUACUCUGGCUCUGGCAGCGCUGGAGGUCCCGGUGGUUUCUACAGCGGAAACGACGAAGGUGGACGUUACAGGCCUGAUGGCAGCGGUGCUUACAACGGUGACCGUGGUGACCGCGGCUCUGCUGGAGGUUUCUACACCGGAGACAAGAGCAGUGGCUCCGCUGGAGGUUUCUACACCGGAGACAAGAACAGUGGCUCCGCUGGUGCUGGAAGCAAACCUAGUGGAUCAGGCAGCGGAUCUGCCUCAAGCGGCUUAGGAUUAGGCUUCGGAUCCGGUUCUGCUUCUGGCUCUGCCUCUGGUUCUGGUUCUGGUGCUUACAAGGGAUCUGGUUCCGCUGCUGGAUCUGGCUACGAAUACAAAUACGGCAUCAUCCGUCAGGAGACUGACGUUCUUCCUGAAGGUUACCACUACCUCUACGAAACCGAGAACAAGAUUCUUGCUGAGGAAGCUGGCAAACUCGAGCAGAUCGACAACGAAAGCGACGGAAUCAGGGCUAAGGGAUUCUACGAGUACGUUGGCCCCGACGGUAUCACCUACAGGGUUGACUACACCGCUGACGAGAACGGUUUCAUCCCCAGUGGAGCCCACAUCCCAAAUCCCAAAAAAAUAGUCUAA
This is a messenger RNA of Spodoptera littoralis (African cotton leafworm), 1020 nucleotides long. The record is from the annotation of a GenBank genome assembly. NCBI's taxonomy places the organism in Eukaryota, Metazoa, Arthropoda, Insecta, Lepidoptera, Noctuidae.